GCCUCCCCUCCUCAGGCUCCGGAAUCGGGCGUGGGGGCGUAUCCGGCUUCGAGGAGCCGGCCUUCGAGCUGAAGGCGGGAAAAUGGCGGAUUCCUCAGGGCGCGGUGGCGGGAAGCCGUCAGCAGCAGGUUCCAAUACCCCCAGUGGCGCCAAACCAAAAGGAAAAAGAGUACAAGGUGGAAGAAUGGUUGAACCCAGAUAUUUGCAGUAUGAGAAGAAAACAACCAAAAAGGUUCCUGCAGCAGAUGCAUUAAAAGCCAGUGGGAAAAUGCCAGAAGUUGGAAAGAAGCCCAACCUGCUCCAGAAAAGCAGAGGCACUUCAGAUUUGAGUGGGGUUGGCAAGAGUGACCUACAGUCCACCAUGCUGGAAGGACACGGGACCGCCCCACCGGACCUGGAUCUUUCUGCUAUCAAUGAUAAAAGUAUGAUCAAAAAGACUCCACAGUUAGAAAAAACGAUGUCACAGAAAAAUGAUUCAAGUUCGUUUUCUUCCUCGCGGAAGAAGAGCCCAGAUUUAUCCGAAUCGAUGGACAUGAUGGAGUCACAGACAUUGCUUCUCACACUGCUGACCAUCAAGAUGGAGAACAGCCUCGCCCGGCUGGAGGACAAGGCGGAAAACAAUCUUUUGACCAUGUGCCGAGAGCAGGAGAAGCUCCAGAAAAAGGUGCAGGAGCUGAGGCGCAGAUGGCUCCUUGGGCAGAGGACAAGGGAGCUGGUGGGCACGCUGGAUGCGCAGGCUGAGCUGCUCAGCCCCUUUGAGGCAGUCGCUGGAAGCUUUAAGGAGCAGUACAAGACCUUUGCAACAGCCCUUGACUCCACGCGGCACGAGCUGCCUGUGACAGCAAUCCACCUGGAGGGCGGCAGCCAGCGGUUCCUGGAUGACCUACAGAAGGAGCUGGCCACCACACACUAUCUGCUGGGUGAACUCGGAGCCAACCACUCGGAGGAGAGUGUGAAGGUGCUAGACUUCCUGAGUGAACUCAAGGACGUGACUGCAAAGAAGGACCUGGAGCUCCGAAGGAGCUUCGCCCAGGUGUUGGAACUUUCUGCAGAAGCGAGCAAAGAGGCCGCCUUAAUUAACCAGGAUGUCUGGGAAGAGGCCCAGGACCCUGUGGCCGUGAGCCGGUGGUACUUCUACCACGAGGGUGCCGGCGGGGAGCCCCAUGGAGGAGACCUUCAGAACAGGCCCCUCCUGGUCAACAAUGAGCCAUGUGCACCGUGACCUCACACACUAGGCAGCAGCGCUAACCCAGGGGUCGCUGGGAAGAAAGCCAUCCUGUGCUGCUCACCUGGGGAGAUUCAUGAAGUUGUCCAGCAAACUUGAGCACUUUAUCCACUUGUUGUAGCUACUUUUGUAUGAUUGUUUUGUUGUAUAUUUAACAAUAAAGCUAUUUU
Messenger RNA from Trichechus manatus latirostris (Florida manatee), 1395 nucleotides. RefSeq names its product HAUS augmin like complex subunit 8 (gene HAUS8). Gene Ontology annotation, molecular function: microtubule binding. Lineage: Eukaryota; Metazoa; Chordata; Mammalia; Sirenia; Trichechidae. The transcript is spliced from 11 exons. Gene Ontology annotation, cellular component: cytoplasm; nuclear microtubule; centrosome. Bases 83 to 1222 code for a protein of 379 amino acids. Gene Ontology annotation, biological process: centrosome cycle; spindle assembly. The record is from RefSeq and is a predicted model, not a curated record.